Molecule: messenger RNA, 1263 nt
Organism: Zingiber officinale
Lineage: Eukaryota; Viridiplantae; Streptophyta; Magnoliopsida; Zingiberales; Zingiberaceae
Exons: 1
Coding region: 1-1263 (420 amino acids)
Molecular function (GO): catalytic activity
Source: RefSeq, a predicted model, not a curated record
AUGAAGAUAGGAUCAUGGAAUGUUAGAGGCCUAAACUCGGGCCUCAAGCAGAGGGAGGUUAGGAGCCUCCUCUUGAAGUGCAAGUUGAGCGCAUUAUGUAUCAUGGAGCCCAAUCUCACACAUCAAAGACAUCAACAUUUGAAGACCCAUGGUUUCCAACAAUGGUCCUCUGAGCAGCGAGUAUGUAUUAAUAAUCGGAGUAGGAUGCUCCUCUUCUGGGAUUCACAACUCAUUACCUUGGAGAUCAAAGAGUGGAAGGAUCAAUACAUACAUACACUAAUUCAGAGCAAGGUUGCAGGGACCUUUUAUGCAGUGACUUUUAUAUAUGGACAGUUGUCAGUUACUAGCCGCCGAAGCAUGUGGGAAGAUCUACACCGAAUUGCUACAUCUAUGGAAUUACCUUGGCUCAUCAUGGGAGAUUUUAAUUCCCCCUUAUCCCCUAUGGACAAAUGUGGAGGAAUGGAUGUUACAUCAUAUGCCACAGCGGAUUUCCUAGACUUUGUGAUUAGAGCUGGGAUGGAGGACCUACAUGCUACCGGCUGUCAGUUUACAUGGACAAAUGGACGAGUGGUUUGCAAAUUAGAUAGAGCAAUGGUGAACAAAAUCUGGUUAGAACAGGACAGAAGCAGUGUGGUAGAGUUCCGACCACCAGGGAUUUUCUCAGAUCAUGCAUCUUGUAUUAUAUCCAUCUUAGAGCUUCAGAGGCCACAAGCCAAGCCUUUCAAAUUCUACAACAUGUGGACUACGCAUCAGGAUUUUGGCCAGCUAGUACAUGAGAAUUGGACACUUGCAGACUCGAUGAUUAGAGAAGGUGUGUGCCAGUUCAAACUAAAGCAAAAGCUCUUACUCCUUAAGAAGCCACUGCGACAACUCAAUAAAGAAAGCUACCAACACAUUCAGGAAAGAGCAAAGAGGGCACAGAUACAUCUAGAAGAAGUGCAGGAGAGGGUUUUAACUCAAGGAUCCGUAGAUGAGGAAUAUACAGAAGCCAGGAAAGCCGCCGAUCUCCUAUCCCAGGCCGAGUACCUCUUCUACCAACAACGGGCAAAGCAUGCAUAUUUCAAUCAAGUUGAUAGAAACACCCCCUUUUUCCACUCCUUAGUCAAACGGAACAACAAAAGGAGAGAAAUAGUGGCUAUUGAGAAAGAUGAUGGGGUGUCUACCACUAGUCCUCAGAAGGUUGCUCAGACAUUUGUCAGAUACUAUCAGGAGCUACUAGGCACUCAGGUAGUACGGGCUUCAUUUCAGGCUGAGUGUAUGUAG